UUUGGACAAAUUUUCCUUCUGUUGAUCUCAGAUCUCCCGAGCAUCUUAAGUGGCUCACAGAUUGGAGUGAUCGAUCCGCACGAGGAGUACUUUGGCGGCGGGAAGGACCGACGAACUGGACACCGAUGGCGAUUGAAGGAAGACCGUGCAGUGAUGGACAGCAUACCGGACCAGUUCCUACCGUACAAAGGAAUCUUCGACUGUACAGAUGAUGCGUUCUCCAAGGGAACUUAUAAUGGAACGUUGUUCCGUUUUCCUCUGCGGACAGCACCGUCCAAGCUGUCACAGACGCUUUACUCCGUCGAAAAGGUGCGCACACUGUUUCAGAGUUUUACGGCUGAUGCCCACUUGGUCCUCCUUUUUCUCCAGUAUCUCGAAUCGAUAGAGCUCUACGUCCGAGACGUGGCGGACAAUGAAGCCAGAAGAACGUUUCAAGUCAGAAUCACAGAUGACAGCCUCCCGCUGGUUCGCAGAAAGAGGGAAGAAUUUCGCAACCAGAUCACGACCGGUCAGCUUAUGCCAGAGCCUGUCAAGGUGACAUAUCCAGUCACGAUCGAGACGGUUGCUUAUGACCAAGGUAUGAUAAGCGACACACAUCGGCACUCUUUUCUUGUUACAAAUUAUUUUUGUGGCGGAAGCGUCUCGUCAGAAUUUGAAACCCUGGCCAAGGAUAAAGAUCUCAGCUAUCUACCUUUAGUUGGUGUGGCCAUGCCGAUACCAGAACCCUCCGAAAACCAGACGCCUGAUAUUAAAGGGCACGUGUUUUGUUUCCUCCCACUGCCUGUGCAAAAGACGAGCAUGACAGGUUUACCAGUACACAUCAAUGGAUUCUUUGCUUUGAGCCAGAACAGACGUUAUAUUAAGACUCCGAAUGCUGAGCAAGAGGAUUUGGCUCAAAAGGAAGGGCGGCAGCUGACUGACAAAUCCCUGUUAUGGAACCAGUGUCUUCUGGAAGAGGCCAUCCCAAGAGCGUAUGCUACGAUGCUGAUGGAAGCUAUUAAAGAGAAGAGUUAUAAUAUCCAACCAGAUGCGAUUUACAAAGCGUGGCCAAAUAUGAACGUCAUUGAUCAAAAGUGGAAAAGAGUGCAGAAUCCUUUGUUGGAGUUGCUGUGUAAUGAAAGAGUCGUUUAUUCUCCUGCCCACGGAGGUAAAUGGUUGAACGUGGAAGACGCGACGUUUGACAAACUUCCAGAGAACGAUCCUAAAGAGUUGCUUGUGCGAGUUUUUCUUGUAGCGAAUCAGAACGUCGCCACUUUGCCGGAUCACGUUUUGAGAGCCUUGGGUUUGUACGCAAACUUAAGAACCGAGAUAACGCCCUCAAUAACGCGGAGAGUGUUCAGAGAAACGCCUUCUUGCUACAGAAGCCUCAGUCGGUUAGAGAAGAUUCAGCUUCUAAAAUUUGUGCUCAAAGAUGAGCAGUUUUCAGACCUCCUCGGAUUAGAGCUGUUGCCCGUUACCAAUGGACGCUUUAUUUCUUUUUCUAACACCGAUCAAGCUAUAUACAUCUGCUCGCCAGAGCAUCCACGUGAACUUCUUCCUGGCCUGCAGGAUCGAUUUCUGGAUCAAGACAUUGACGAUAGCCUCUUCCAAAGCUUGCAAGCAGUUUCCAAUCAAGGAUGCACUCAGUUACGCCACCUUUGUAAAAACGAUGUAGCCAACCUUCUCUCAAAAUCUCUGCCACCUGAGUGGUCAGCGGGGGACAAAGUAACGUGGAAUCCUGGAAUCGGAAACCAUCCCCGUAAAGAAUGGCUUAAUCUUGUGUGGGACUAUCUCGGAAAAAACUUUCCUACCAUUGACGAGCUUAAAAGGCUUCGAAACCUUCCGUUGCUCCCACUCGACAUGUCACAAGUGCCGGUCACCUUAACAAGACUUACGCAGCCAUCUAGGAUAGUUGUAAGAAGCCUUCACGGAGAUCAUCUUGAUGAGAACGUCACUGACGUUUUGAAAGUGCUUGGUCUGACUGUAAUGCAGGAGAACCCGGAAUGUUUACGCCUCCAUCCUGCGCUAGCGAAUGCCUUUGUCCAUCCACCAUCAGUUAAAGGUGUCUUACGAGCUCUGGCGGCAUCUCUCCCCGAGAUGGCGACUGGAAUGCAUAAAGUAACUGACCACGGCAAACGCUCCUUGAGAAGGUUCAUUGCCAAAGCCUCUUCGCUAGAACCGGAAGAGAAGCAUGUUCUCUAUAGCUUUCCUUUGUUUGAGACUCUAUUCAAGACUUUUGUGUCGAAGGAAAACGGUCUUCGUGCCGCCCCUGAAGAGUCGUUUCCGGUGGCUCCCCGGAGGGAUCUCAUUGACAUCAAAGAAGACGCUUCCAAGCGAUUGGUAGUGCUAAUGGACAUCGGAAUACUCGCAUCGCAUGAAUUUUUCAUCGAGGAGGUAUUUCCAGGUGUGGAAGAAGGCUUUUAUUCUGCUGAAGAGAUCGACAGACUUAUGGUCUUUGUGCUGGAGCACUAUCAAGUCUACGCUGGUGCCGACUGGAGAUUUAAAGAGAAGUUAAAAUCUUUGCCGUUUGUCUCAAUCAAAAGUAGACGAGUAAAGCCUAUGCAGAUAUUCGAUCCCAGGAAGGACUUGUUGAGGCGUAUUUUCGCCGAGGAAGACGUUUUUCCUACGGGAGAACGAUACAACGACCCUGCAGCCCUAGUGAUUUUGGAAACUCUAGGAAUGAAAGGCGAAGGUGAUAUCACUGGGCAAGACCUCUACCAAAGUGCCAAAGCGGUCAGCAACAUUUCAAGCCUUUCAACAGCGGAAAGAAAAUCAGAAGCGAUCAUGCAAUACAUAACACAGAAUCCUUCUAAGCUUCAAGAGAACACUUGUGGAACGUCAUUGGGAUUUCUGCUUCAAGACAUUUCAUGGGUAUCCAGGGUUAGAGGAAAACCCAGCGAUUAUCCGCGAAGACUUACGUUUUGGGGAGAAACGUACAGCGAAUCACAUUUCCAGAAGCCGUCAGAAGUGAAGAGCGAUCAACUGGCAAAUCUCAUCGGAUCUGUAAAACCAGUGGUUAAAACAGAGUCACCUUAUCAGGUAGCCAAUUUCUUUUCCUGGAAUACGAAGCCAACUGUAGUCGACGUCGUGCAGCAUCUCAGAAACGUGAUCAGUUCCUACAACACAGAUGAAAAGCCGCGUUAUAUCAUGAUAAUCAAGGAAAUAUAUCAGUGUCUAAGUCAUGCAGAUCAGGCUAACGUAAAGGUGGCAUUGAGUGGCCUUGAAAGUCUGGCCUGGGUUUGGAAUGGAGAUGGAUUUUCCUCUCCUGAUCUGAUGUUAUCCAAGAAACCGCCUAUUGAUCUGUCACCAUACGUCCGCUCCCUUCCUUCAGAAGUGGAACAUUUCUCUGCAUUUUUGUCUAGUUUUGGCUUGCAAGAACAGUGUGAUGACGCAUUCCUACUUCAGGUUCUGCAUUUGAUCAAACAGAAGUAUGACAAUGGCACACAAUUUUCCACAUCAGAAGUGAAGAAAGACCUCCAAUUAUCGGUGGAUAUUCUGAAUGAAGUUAAGCCAAACGUUGGUGAACAAUUGCCUUCUACGCUUCAAGAAAAGGUUCUAAUUCCAACACACGUGGAAAGAGAUACGUAUCUCAAGCUUGCACCAGUUGAAGAUUGCAUGUACUGUGAACAUGAGUGGUUGGAAAGAAGCAACCAUGAUGAAGGGAUGGAUUAUAUGUAUGUACAUCCAAACAUCCCGAAUAGCACAGCUGAACUUUUGCUUGUACCAACGCUCAUGAAUCGAAUGCUAGAGCCGGACGAACUGGAAAUAGGAGAAGAAUUUGGGCAAGAAGAAAAACUAACUCGCAGACUUGGCAGACUUUUGGAAGACUACACCGAUGGAUUCGCGGUACCAAAAGAACUUGUACAAAACGCAGAUGAUGCUGGUGCCACCGAAAUCAGAUUUCUUUAUGAUGAGAGAACAAACGAAGAUGCCAUGACCUGCCUGAUUGACGAAGGAAUGAGACACUGCCAGGGUCCUGCACUGUGGGUUUACAACGAUGCCGAGUUUCGAGACGAAGAUUUUACAAACAUUACAAAACUGAACGGUGCUACAAAAGAAUCCGACACCGAGAAAAUUGGAAAGUUUGGACUCGGCUUCAAUGCAGUGUACAACCUGACGGAUGUUCCAAUGUUCGUGAGUAGGAAUUAUUUUGUGAUUUUUGACCCCAACACUUUCUAUCUGGGGAAAGCAAUCAGGAACAAAAACAAACCUGGAAUGAAGAUAGACAUCAACAGGAACACAAGGAGGCUGAGAAAUCUUAGCAAUCAAUUUAAACCCUUCAACGGCAUAUUUGACUGUGACCUUCGUCUAGAAAAAGAGGACAACUCUUUUCAUGGAACACUUUUUCGCUUUCCUUUACGAACCAAAGAGCAAGCUAUACAAAGUGAAAUUAAGCAACUUCAUUACGACAACAAACAAGUGGAAGAACUCUUAAGGCUUUUCACUUAUGGCGCUAAAACCUUGCUGCUCUUUACACAGAAUGUCCGCAGGAUUCAAGUGUUUCGUUUGCCAAGGGAAUCAGCUAGUUCUGAACAACCCACACUGUUGUUUGAGGUCAGCAAAGCAUUGCAUCAAGACGGAAUCUUAAGAGAAUUGUCUGUCCCAGUCACUCUUUCCCCAGCUGUUAGGAGCCUUAGUAAUGAAGAACAGAACUUUCUAAAACAGUGCAACUUUCUGCGAGCAUCAUCUGAAGUUGCCAAGCAAACAGGAGAUUCCAUCAGCUCUAAUACUGAUUUGCUCAGCUCGGCACUUAUGGUUACCAUUAAGAGCACCGUUACAGAUAGCGGAAAAUCGUUCCUUGACAACAAUGGCCACUUGCAGGAUGAAUGUGAAGUUUGGCUUGUUGCGUCUUCUAUGGGCAAAGGGAACGCAAUGCAAUUUGCCAAAGGUGAUAAGAGUCUUCUUCCAUCAGCUGGAGUAGCUGCUCGGAUGAUGCCUGACGACUGUCAGAAGCUUCUGCCAGUACCGGUUGUCGAAAAAAUACCGACGAAAGAGCCGCAUCAUAAGGGAAACCUUUUCUGCUUCCUUCCGCUUCCAAUCCACAGUGGUUUCCCAGUGCACGUAAAUGGGGCAUUUGCAGUAGCCGCCAGUAGACGAAGCUUGAAGGAGAAAACAGCUGAUGACAAGAGCUGCAUUGGAGUAGAGUGGAACAAUCUUCUCAUGCAAGACUCCAUUUGUGCAGCAUAUCUAGAUCUCCUUGAGGACUUGAAGACGACACCUACGGACAAAUACAAGUUCCACUCACUAUGGCCAAAAUCUUGUCAAGUAGAACCAAACUGUCAGCCGCUUGCACGCUCAUUGUAUCAAAAUCUCGCUAGUGGAAGCUGUUCUCUCUUUUCAGAUGGAAACAGAUGGGUAGACAUUACGCAAGUUGUCUUUCUGGAACCAACCUUUCGCCAGGACUCACAAGUAGGAGAAGUUUCCUUUGAGGUCUUUCAGUUGCUGAAUGAGAGGAAUAAAGUCAUCGUUGAUCUACCAGCAGAUGUGUAUGAGUCUUUUCUAGAAUAUGAUCUCGCAGCGGCAAUACAGAAUAAAAGCUACGACAAGGCAAGGUUCUUCCGUGAGCUGUUCUUUCCGAACAUCGCCUUGGUACCAAGCCACCAGAGGGACAAGUUGGUCUUGUACGUUCUUGACUUGUGCGCUCAAGACGAGAAAAACGACGGAGGCUUCGACUAUCUCAUUAAAUCACAUGCCUGUAUUCCAGCUUCACCGGAUGGUCAAAUGCUGAAGUGUCCAUGCCAACUGAUUAAUCCGGAAAAAACUGCCGCCUCUCUGUUUAGCCCGGAGGACCAAAGGUUUCCAUUUGGCACAGAAGCAACCUUCUUAAGCAGUCUACGGCUUGCCAAACUUGAAAAGCUUGGGAUGUUGACGGAUGAUCUUCCAUGGCCCGAGGUUGCAGAAAGAGCAGAAAGUAUAAGCGUUUUAAACAGAACUAGUGAAGAAGCAGCUCAAAAGCGCAUAACGGCAUUGGUGUAUUACCUGCAAUGGAAGCUGGGGCAUAAAGAUGGAAAUUGUAUUUCCGAUGAUGUCAGUAACAGGUUCUUGCACGCAGAAUUUCUUCCAGUACUUAAGAAGCCAGAGAAGUUUCCUCUUGUCUGGAAAGGGGAUGAAGUACGAACUGGGAACGAGGGAAAAUUGCUGUCACCCAAGGAAUUAUUUUUAGAGCGCGAAAAGAACUUAAUCUGCUGCACCGAGCCAAUAGUAGAUCAACAUAUGCCAACAGUUGUUCAAACAUUUCUGCAUUUAAACGAAAAGAGGGCUACCCUCCACCAUGUCGUGUCCCAACUUGAUGUUGCCUCGUCAAUAGACGCUAACAGUCUUGAUAUACAGGGAAGCAAACAGUUAAGCAGGGUGUGCUUGGCGACGUACACAUACCUUCAAAGAGCUCUUGACAGUAAAGAAGUCGACGUUGAGCAAUUGAGAGAGAUUUUUCGUGGAAAGAAGUUCAUUCUCUGUGGCGAGGAAUUUGUUUAUGCAAAGCAAGUGGCGUUCAAGUUGCAUGUGGAUUGUUCUCCCUAUCUUUAUCAGCUGCCGUAUGAUUUAGCCAGAUCAUUUCAUGGUUUGAUGAAAACAGCUGGUGCGAAAGAUGCUUUUGAAGAAGAAGAUUUAAUCUUUUGUUUGAAUCUAAUAAAGCAGAAGUUUGGAGAUGCUGAACUCGAUGAGAAGAAUCUCCAAGUGGCAGUCAAUGUGGCCGUUCAAUUGGGCAACUGCAUGACAGACUCUAAGGACGACGGCAACAACAUUCAUGAAAAUGGGGAUUUGUUUUGUCUUCCUGAUUCCAAAGGAAUGAUGCAAUCCGUUGGCGAGCUUUGUAUGAGAGACUGCCCUUGGAUGCCUGACGAAAUUGGGGUUCAUUUUGUGAGUGAUCUGCUUCCGCCUGAAACGAACAAACGACUCGGUGUCAAAACACGCCGUGAAGAAGCACUAAGACCUUUUUCGUUUGGUAUUCCCUUUGGACAAAACGAAAAACUCACAAAUCGUUUAAAGCGCAUUCUGACAGCUUACCCAUGCGAGAAAGAAAUAUUGAAAGAACUUCUCCAGAAUGCUGAUGAUGCUCAAGCAACAGAGAUUUGCUUUAUUAAAGACCCUCGAAAGCACCGAGAUGAGAAAGUGUUUGGAGACUCAUGGAAACCACUGCAGGGUCCUGCAUUGUGUGUCUAUAACAACAAGCCUUUCACUGAAGCUGAUAUUGUGGGCAUACAGAACCUUGGCGAAGGAAGUAAAGGGGACGAUCCAAACAAGACCGGGCAGUAUGGUGUCGGGUUCAAUGCGGUGUAUCAUUUGACUGAUGUGCCGACAUUUGCCUCCAGUGGCAAAGAGAUUGGAGAUGUUUUGUGUGCGUUAGAUCCACACUACAAGUACGUGCCCGGGGCAACUGCUGCUUUUCCAGGAAUGAUGUACAAAGGAACAGCGAAGUUAAAACGCAUGUUUCCAGACGUUUUUUCUUGCUAUAUUGAAGAUAAGUUCCCGAUGCAAAAUUCAACAAUGUUCCGUUUCCCAUUGAGAACCCAAGAGAUGGCAAAUGAUUCCAAGUUAUCUACAUCUCCAGUAACGCUUGCAACAUUGGAUGGCAUGAUGGAAGCACUGAAAGGAGAGCUUUUUGAAGUUCUACUUUUUGUGAAUAACGUCAGGAAGAUCACGUUGUGUGAAAUCGACAAAGCAAGUAAUAAGGUUGUGAACUCUUAUUUCGUUGAAGCAGAAAUGUCAGAAGAGGAUGCAGCCAAGAGGCAACAGUUUAUCACCUACGUGAAACAGAUUACAAAGAAAGACCAAUUUUUCCUAGGGAACAUCGAGGUGAAAAAGUGUUCCUAUGUUCUGAGGUUACGAGACAGUCUAGGCAACGAAGAAAAAUGGCUCAUUGUCAGGCAAAUUGGAUUUGAUAACGAAGUGCCGUCAAGUGUUGUAGAAGCGUACAAAAAGGGCGAUCUGGGAAUGCUUCCUCAAGGUGGUGUCGCUUGCCUUUUGGAAAAGAACUCCAAGAAAGGGGUAGUAGGGACUACCCGGAAAAAAGCUUACUGCUUUCUUCCGCUUCCUGUAGAAACCUACCUCCCAGUUCAUGUCAAUGGCCACUUUGCACUGGACCACGAGGCCAGAAGAAAUCUGUGGAGAGAUGAAGUAAAUGGCUAUCGAAGUGACUGGAACAACGCUUUGCUGACAGAUGUGAUAGCCUCGUGUUAUUUAACACUUCUGGAUGAUGUGAGAAGUUACCUCCAAUUGCCAGUUACACACAACUUUGAGCAAGUCAACUUUGACUACAGUGACUGCAGUAAGGAAGAUUUGGUAAGAAAUAUUGAAGAGUACGAGAAGCUAUUCCCGUUAAUUUUCUCUGGCAGUCCGUACUGGGCAACCUUGGUAACGUCCGUAUAUCAAAGAAUGGACAACAAGAGAUUGAGACUGCUUCCCGUGUUGCGAAGUUUACCAUCCAGUGGAACCGCUCCUGCCGUUCAGCUAACGUGGCUUCCUCCAACAGGUAAGGGGAAAACCAAAGCAUUCUUCAACAAUCUUGAAAGGAGUGAUUGUUUUGCCAGACCACAAAGAGGUGCACGUUUCCGUUCUGAAAUCGACAUUCAAAAAGAGGUGACAAGAAGAAUUGAGCAGAGAACGCGUUUUGAAGAAAUGCUGCUGCAAACAGGCUUUAACCUAGUGACGUUCUCCUUUUCUGUUUAUGAAGCAUUGGAAAAUUCCGGUGUGGAUUCAUGCUGCGUUUCGCCUUCUUCUGUAAUGGAGUUCUUCAAGACCUUUAACAGUGAAGAACCCCUUUGCUCGAUUACUUCGAUCCCUAAUCAUGUUGGAGAGACGCCAUUUAAGAACGUUGACGGUGUAACUCUCGUGCUUAAAUACUGCAAGGAUGGCGAAAACUUCCUGGCGAGCCUGUGCGGCCUUCCUCUGCUUCUAACACAAGACAAUCGUUUACAGGAAUUCAGCAGUUGUCAUCCUAAGUUCCUCUCUCGUCAUUAUGGCAUCCUGCCACAUUGCGCCGAGAUGUUUGUCAAUAAUCAUUUACGAGUACGAAUCUUUGGCGAUGCAUCAAGUCGGAAGUCAUCUGUGUUCAAGCAUUUUGGUGUGCAGGAAUUUGCAAGUAACUUGAAUCGGACACUACCGACACACGAGUAUUUCUAUAAAGACGGCUACGUUAAAUGGUGUCCGAAACAGAAAUCAGCGCCAAAUGAACAAUGGGUGUGCAGUGUUUGGGCUUUCCUACAUGAAGCAGUGGAAGAUGUCUUAAAGGAAACAAAGCUAUGUGACGAGGAGAUAACCAGAAGAAUUCGUGCAAUACUCGAGCCGCUUUCAAACUGGAGUAUCCUUCCUUGCACCGAAACGAUCCGAAAACUACCACCAGAUUGUGAAAGUGCCUCUUCUGUGUCGGCAGAACACUUUCUGGUGCCCUUAAGAUUGGUAGAGUCUGUCCUUGAUUUCAGAGAUGCUACUAAUCCGUCACUUGUCGAAUCUUUGAGAAUGCUUAGUCUUCCUGAGGUGAACUAUGUUAUAUCAUUGGACUUACGCGAACUUGCACGCUAUCUUGUAGCAUCACUUAAGACACCAACAUCCAUUCUGAGAUCCUUAGAGCAGAAGAUGGUCAUAAACCCACAAGCGCUGAAAGGACAACUGAAGCCCAGUGAAUGCCGUACCAUUUUGCAGUAUUUCAGCGACAACGUUGAAAGUCUACAAGAACGUGACAAGAAUACACUACGAAAGCUUCCUUUCUAUCAAGCAGCACAUGGAGGGUUCGUCAGUCUAGAUAGUGAAAUGGUCUGCGUCCUACCUAAUGAUAUUCCGCGCGAAGAAAUGGACGAGUUAGGACGUCGACUGAAUGUGGUGUUCCUGGAAACAAGGCCAGCUCUGUCUCCCCUAUUCAAAUUUCUUAAAUUUCAAAGCCUCUCAUCAGUUGAAGUAUACUGUAAUUUCAUUUUACCAUACUUCAGCAUUUGUAGCAAAGGAGCGAGGCUGGCGCACUUGGAGCACAUUCGGGAUUCUAUUUUGCCUGUGAAAACAGUCGAUAGUCAGAGACUGCUGGAUUGCUUGAGAAACACUGCCAUCAUUACCUCAAAAGAUGAGACUUCCAAGAAAGCUUCGUCUUAUUAUGACCCCGACAAAGAUGUCUUCAGCAUAAUGGUUUCCGGGGAGAUGUUUCCACCAGAACCUUUCAACACACCAGAAUGGUUGCGAUUUUUGAGAAAAGUGGGGCUUAUUUGUGAAGUCUCCCUCAGUAAUUUCAAGACGUUUGCUGCCGAAGUUGCACGGGAGGGCACAACUCAGCGGACUGAAGAUACCGACAAAAAGUCCAAAGUCCUUGUGAAGCACCUUUUCCUUAGAGAAAAUGUUAUAGGGGAAGGGCUUCUUCAAGCUGUCUCUGAUAUCCGCUUCGUGGCCUCAAAUUCUGUGAAGGAAGAACUUACAGCACUCCAUCCACAGUUCGGUGAGGGAAGUGAUGACAACACUUCAUAUAUUGCAUUCAAGGGUUCUGUGGUAGCUGAAAACACUAAGAUAGUUUGGACGACAGCUGCUCUCCUUCCAGAUUGGGCACAUCCAGGGAAUUACCAGUACCUGAUGAACGUUCCAGAUUCGUUGAGUGAAAGUGCAUACUGCAGUACUAUCCUUGCCCAACUUCGGGUUCUGACAACACCAACUGUGGAACUUGUUGCUUUUCACUGCCAAAAUCUAUCCUGGUCGUUGGAAAAGGAAAACGACAGUGAUCUGACGUCUUAUCAGAUAUGUACACGGAUGUCAGUAAUGAGAAAUAUCUACAGGUUUCUUCAAGCCAAAGCCAUGUCAAGUGACAUUGCAAAAGGACUUCUUGCGCAUACACCUUUUGUUUUGGUCGAGCAAUGUGGGCGCGUGGUUUAUGCUAAACAAGUCGUAAUUGAAUUUUACUCCGACCGUGAGAUCAAGCCGUUUCUUUACAGAAUGCCUUCCGAGCUUAGUGAGUUCACAGAACUGUUUAAAUACCUGGGCUGUUCCUCUUCUGUCACACCUUCUCACUAUGCCAUGGUCCUAGACAUGUUACACGGACAAUGUAAGGGAAAAGAACUGGAUCCAAAUGAAGUUUCCAGUGCUUUAAAAGCGGUUAAGGGCCUCCUUGAAACGAUGCAAGACAAUCCCAACGCAGAGCAGGAUAUAUCUACCUUGUACCUGCCAGCUGUCUAUCCAUUCAAUGGCGACUUCGCUUUGAAUGACACUGUACUGCCUGUUGUUUUGAUGAAGGCUUCUGAGCUCAUCUUCGAUGACGCCCCGCAUUACCUUGAUCGUGUUCAUAACUUCAACCUGCCCUUUUUGGUGGACCUUAAGAUGGCCAAUGUUGGCUGCAAAUCCAAUGUAAAUUACAAGGACUUGGUCAUGCUUCUUCCCACAGUUGUACGGCCUCAGAUGAUGUCAUGCGUAAUCGAAGAAAAGUUCGUGGAAUCAGAAGAUGAUAGCGCGCGAUACGAUUUUGGCGCUGCUAGUUCCCUGAGAAACCAACUGCACUCUGAGCAAUUCUACCGUGGAAUUAUCAGGCUCAUUCGUCACGCCAAUCAAGAUGGUGGUCUCGAUGAAAGUGUGGUCGCAACUGUAAGGAGUAGUCUGCAAAGCAUUGAAUUCCUUGGGAUGAGUAAAAUUGUCACUCAUCUGGUUCACAGUGGAGAAGUGAUUCAAGGAAGUGAGCUCGAAGUAUCAUACUUCGUAGAGAAGGGUUCAGAAUCAGGUCGAAAUAUUUGCAAAGUGUACGUCAACGCCGUCCAAGACGCAGAAGAAACUAUCUCGACCAUUGCUGUAACAUCACAACUGAUUGCAGAAGCGUGUAGAGGACUGCUGCGGGAUAUGAUUCUGCUCAUACCCGAGAUGCUGCGUAUCGACACGGGCAAAAUAUUUUCCUUGCUGGAUAAAAUGAAGAUUCGGCAGGACAAUUCCUAUGAUGCAGACAAAAGAGAUGUCUUCCCACCACCAGGCAGUUUCAUUCCUAUUGCAAUGCAUAACCUUCUAAAUCCAGCCUUCGAAGAGUUUACUCCCGGCGAAUACGUCGGAUACGAGUUACAUGAUCCAAGUCUUGAACUGCAAGAAGGAGAUGGCACCUACAUCUACGCUGUGAUAAUCGAAGAAGUGCCAGGGGACGAUGUAAGCCCGUUUACGAAGCUUUACAAGAUCAACAUUGGAGAGGACAAGGAGCCACAAAUUGUCGAGGCUACUAAGUUGUACAAAUUUCACCGUGUUCAAGAGGUGACAUCACCUGAGGUAGCCUUGUCUGACCAGCAAGGAAGCUCAUCCUCCGCUUCGGAUAGACAGAAGAUUUUUGACGAAAUUUCAAGAGCGCUUGAAGAAGCUUGGAGGCUGCCGGAAGAGAGAAGAAAACAAAGCGUCAAGCGACUGUUUCUACAGUGGCAUCCCGACAAGAACCCAGGAAACGAGGUGUUCUGUACAGAAGUAUUUCAGCACAUAAAGAGUGAAAUCGAACGAUUGGAAAGAGGAGAAUCACGCAGAGGUGAAAGCUGGAGCUCUACCUAUGGUGCUUUCUAUGGUUUCUGGGGAAGGCGUGCAAGGCAGUAUAGCUCACAGCGCCAGGAGUACCGUGACAGCUUCUUUCGACACUAUGGGUCAUCUGGCUAUAGAACACGUUCCUGGUACGUGCCUCCAAGCUUCUGCACAACGAAUCCCCAACCACGAGAGGCACGACGCUGGUUCCGACAAGCUNAGUUGUCAUCCUAA
This is a messenger RNA of Orbicella faveolata, 12657 nucleotides long. RefSeq names its product sacsin-like. Lineage: Eukaryota; Metazoa; Cnidaria; Anthozoa; Scleractinia; Merulinidae. The record is from RefSeq and is a predicted model, not a curated record.